Paramuricea clavata is the source of this 5675-nucleotide messenger RNA. The record is from the annotation of a GenBank genome assembly. Lineage: Eukaryota; Metazoa; Cnidaria; Anthozoa; Malacalcyonacea; Plexauridae.
AUGCUGAAAAGCCUGAAAUAGCAAAUUUCAUGAACUUUAUUUUGUCAUGAUAUUUUGUUUUUAAUUUUGAAAACAAUCUAGUUAAAAAAUGUUCAGAAGAAGACGUUCUCCAGGUAUUGGGAUACUGCUCCUUGCUGCUCAGUUGAUGCAGACUGGUGUACAGUAUAUUCCCCCAGUGACACUGGGUGUUAUUGCAAUAAACACCGCUAUUUAUCUUCGUUUAUUCACUGGCUUGCCAUCUGUCAGGCAGGCUUGCAUCAGCUAUGUUUAUGUAUGGUAUGGUAAAGAUUGGAGAAGAAUCUUUUUAUCGCCAUUUUUUCAUCUUGAUGACAUGCAUUUGUACUAUAACAUGGUGUCAUUCCUAUGGAAAAGCAUGUCACUAGAGACUAGACUUGGCAGCUCUGGCAUGGUCUACUUGUUGUCAGUAUUCUCUGUAUUAACCAGUGUUACACUUCUUAUCCUUGACUAUUGUCUGUCAGUGUUAUUAAAUGACUUAUCGUACCUACAUACAUGUGCGGCAGGGUUCUCAGGAGUGAUAUUUGCACUUAAAGUUGUGACAACAUAUAACCUGCCCUCUGGAAGCAUGACAAGUGUGUUCUUGUUUCGUGUGCCAAGUAGUAUUGCAUAUUGGGUUGAGUUGGUUGUUAUACAGUUAUUAGUACCAUCAGUGUCAUUUACUGGUCACCUUGCUGGAAUAAUUGUUGGUUUACUCUAUGUGAAGGGUCCAUUGAAAUACUUGGAUGGAUCUGUAGGUAUGUAUAAUCGUCAGUCACAGAUAAAUAAACUGGUGUACUCACCUCUAAUAUUUUGUCAACUAUCUGCUGGUUGCCGAACUAUAAUAUCUGUGUUUGUUGCCAAAUGUUAAUCCAUUAAUGCCUUUGUCCAGUGGCAUCUAUAUAUAGGCAAGGAGGAGCCUCAAGGACUCUUCUUGUGAAUUGUUGAAAUUCUGGCAAAAAAGUGGGAUAGGGCCUGCAAUUUAUGAAAUAAUGAUAACAUAUGGCUUUUUCAAGUAAACCAUUGAAGGUCCAAUUUUCUAUGGGGGAUCGAGUACACCUCUGGACCUCCAAAGCUUGUCACACCAUUAGCACUCCUGGUACUUUAAUGGCCGAAGUUAAUGAAAUCAUGACAAGUGUAUACAAAUUCAGUGAUUAUAAAAUGCUUACUGAAGAUGUAUUUUUGUGUAGGGAAUUUAGUUAGAGCAAAUCCUGUCAGGCCAUCCUACACUUACAACUCUGGAACAUCAGGUACAGCUGUAUAAAGUGACUUGAAACAUGAAAGUGUGACUAACCCCAAAUAUAAUUUUUGGUAUGUGUAAUACUUGGGUCAUUCUAAUUAAGAAGAAAUGUAUCGUUAUAGUAAGAUACCUACUGUAACUCAUCUAAAUCAUCUUGAUUUUUCACUGUCAAAGUUUCCAGAUAUGAUGUCAUUAGGUGAAUUUUUUAUACAAACAACAAAGGAAAACUAAUUUGCAAUUCAUAUCUAAUGACAUCAUAUCCGCAAACUUUGAUACUGAAAAAGUUGAUACCAAAAAUCAUGUUAAUUUUGUGGUUAGUCGCACUUUAACAUUUGAUCACCAAAUUUUUGGAUUUUGUGAAAAUGUUGUGCACAUACCAAACAAUAUCACGAUAGUUACUGACCGUAAUGAUAAUUACGAUAUAUUCUUGCUCAUGUUUCUGCAGUACCUUUGAUACAAUAUUCAAGAAUGAAAAGAUCAUGAUAAUAUCAAAAUAUUGCACAACCCUAACUGCUACAUACCAAAUGUAUACAUAUCUUAGUGAUGAUACACUUACCUUAUUUGUAAGACAGUUAUAUAGUAUAUAAGCGCCCUACUUAUUAUACUUGUAUUUAAAUUCGUGUGGUAUUAAAAUUUCCGUACCAUAUACCCUGUACUGUAGGUACACGAAUUUCAAACUAACUGAGAAAUAAUUGGCGCGCAAAAAGGUUUCCCUACGUGAAAACUAUAAUCCAUGUGUUAAUCUUUGCCAGCAUAACACAAACCACUCAAAGUUACACAAGGCGCAAACUAUAAUUCUAUAUGAUAUCCUGUGUUACAACCUCGUUCCCAGGCUACAUAAAGAAACUAUCUUUGUCUGGGGGUUUUUACAUUCAGGUGGCAUGGAAAUUUUAACAAGCACUUUCUCGAAAAUGUUAAGUAAUACUAUAUUAUAAUAUACUAAUCCAAAUGUCAUUUUAACACGGAAAAUCAAUCACUGCGUAUUUUUCUAGUUUUGCACCGUUUCCAGGAGUGCGAAAUUUAAUCAAACUGCACGAAAAUACCGCAUUUAGGAUCAUAGGGUGCACGAAAUGAUUGAACAAAACCUAGUACGACGAAAAUUUAAAUGAAUGUAAGGUAUUGAAAAACAUUUUAUUGUUUUGAUCAGGUCGUAGAACUCAGACAGUGCAGCGGGAAGAUGCAGAACUCCAAGCUGCGUUACAGGAAAGUCUGAAUGAUAUUCGACGACGUCAACACACUUCAGAUGCAUCAACGAGACACACUUCAGAUGCAUCAACGAGACACACUUCAGAUGCAUCAACGAGACACACAUCAAAUACAUCAACGAGACACACUUCAAAUACAUCAACGCCAUCAAAUGAUGAGGACAAUCACCUCACGAAUGAAGACAUCAGACAACGACGUCUCAGACAUUUUCAAAAUUAGUUUAAAAGAUUUUUGAAUAGGGGUGCACCGGAACUCGGUUCCGGCCGGAACCCCGAUUUUUUAGAGUUCCGGUUCCGGCCGGAACUUGUAAAAAAAGCAUGGCCGGAACCGGAACUCUGUCGUUUUCAGGGAGAUAGAAUAUCAAACGUUUUUGUGUCUAACAAAAGGUCACAGUAGGAAGAAAGUUGGACUACGCAAGGGAAAUGUACACUAUUAACACUUCAUUAUGACGUUUAACGUUUGUCAGUCUUUUUAUUCUGACAUUUGCGAACUCUCUACUUGAUGAUUUGAAGUGUCUGCUUGUCUGGCAGCGGACAAAGUAACAUAUGACUAUAUAUGGCUUAAUAAAUUAGUUCCGGUUCCGGCCGGAACUUUUUUCCAGUUCCGGUCGGAUCCGGUUCCGGCCGGAACUUAAAAAAGCGGUUCCGGUGCAUCCCUAUUUUUGAACAGUAGCUUUUUCUAGAAUUGACGUUGCGCUUCUUUCAGAAAUAGUGAGAGACGGUGAUGGGCCCGUCUACACGUGUCCAGAUUCGCUUGUAUUCGCAAACAUUUUGUUGCAGAUUCAAAACUUUACGCGUACACACGUAUCCGGAUUUUUUUCGUUUUCCACCGUCCACACGUAUCCGCAAAAACGAAACGAAUACUCUAGAAUCACUUACAGAGCAUGCAUGCGCUUUCACAUGUGUGGACAGACCAUGAAGUGGACCUUCUAUUAUUAAGUGUUAUUCUGGGGCUGGUUAUAUAAAAAAGUGAUUAAAGUUAACUAUAGUUUAGUGGAAACGUCAUCCAAUAAGAAGCGCCUAUUUGAGAAUUAAUCACUAUUUAACUACAAAAUAGUGAUUAAAAAUGUGAUUAAGAGUUUUAUAUACAAUCGGCCCCUGGAGUAUAAAGUCAAAGUAUUCUGACAUUUUGGAUCUGUUCAUAGCAGUGUCAGUAUCCUUCCCCAGAAAAUGCUACUCAGCUCGACAGAGAGUUUCCACGGAAAUAUUUUAUAUAUAUUUAAGUGGGUGAAUCGAUUUACUGUAUACGUCAUCGUUUUCAAAACGUUCUGGUUACAGUGUGUCCACACGUAUCCGGAUUCGUUGCAAACGUUUCCACACUGGAGAGCGUUUUCAAAAGUGUACGUUUUUGUCGGAUACGUAUCCGGGACGCGUGGACGAAAGGCGUCUAUACAGAAUGUUUCGGAUACAAACGAAUCCGGUAGAUAUUGCGUCGGUCCUGUGGGAAUGUGUUAGUAAAAUCACCCGUUGACGUGAGGCGUUAGACAGAGAAAACAAUAGAGUUGGGCGCAUUAGAACUUAAUGGGUUAAUUAACCAGAUACAUGGUAGAAUAGUCAUUACCUAUUCGUGUUAGGAACACAAGAUAAUUAAAAGUAAGUUGGAACAGUAACAGUUAAAUGUUAAAACUAGGGUCAGGGAAAGGACUACCUACAACAAUCACAUAUAUCUUAGAACUGUUGGUGUUCAAACUGUUUUGUGGGUCCUACAUGAAGUAAGUACCCAGAUAGUCUGAUUAACCCAUUCAGCGCCAGCGCUCUCUCCUUAAUGAGUAAUAUCGUCUGGCAGUAGACAGAGUAAAAUCAUAAAGGCGCAUUAGGGCGUAGUGCAACUUAAUGGGUUAAACAUGACGCACGCGCUUCUGACCAGAAACAGAAUAUUUUGCGCCUGAUGCGAAAAACUACCAUCGUUUCGUAUUGAAAAAAUAAAAAACAACUAAUCUCAUCGUUUGAAACCGUUUACACGUUAUCUUCUGUCAAUGCAAUAGGGGAACAGAUCAUUUAUAAAAUUUUAGUGCGGCGUAUUGGCAUAUAUAUCUCUUCGUUUCACCACGCUUGCCUAGCAACAUAAUGUUAAACUCAGUAUCUUAACAGUUUUCGCUUUUGUCAUACUGUCGCAUUUUUAAGGUUACAGAACACCUUUGAGGGUUAAUUUUGACUAAAAAUUUUUUAUUGGUUUCCAUGAAAGCAUUAGACUAGUUCUACUAUCUGACCAAGUUUGAACGAAAAAUGUUGAAAACUCGUGUAUUUAAUAAAAUACAUUUCGGUACAAUAAGAAAAACAUUGAAAAUGUAAUAUUCAAAUUCAAUUUUCUCCCGAAGAAUUUUACGGUAAUUACUGAUUUUCAAACGAGUUGUGCUCCUGCGGGUUUUGACUAAUUUUUCUCAAAUUUUCACUAUUUUACUGUAUAAAAAUGAUAUUUUCAUAAAUAUAACUUAAAACCAGCAGGAGCACAACCCAAAAGCGUAACGGUACCGCGAUUUAAGAUUUUCCUGAAUUGUUAAUUUUACAACUUUACCAUAUUUUGCAUACACUGGCGAACAUUUGGUGAAAAUGUUCUGAUAUUGAGCGCGCAGUAGCGAUUUUCCGCAAAACGCCAAAAAGGGUGUCCUGUAACCUUAAUUAAGUGUUAAGAUAUAUUCCAGAAACCGUUAAAUUCGAUGUCGUGACAACUGAACUCGGUAUCGCGGUAAAUUAUACAUACAGUACACACAUCCAGGUUGUUGCAACCAGGAAAAGAAACACAAACUAUAAUUUGUUAAUUUCCCAACCAGAUUGAACAAAUUUGAUUGUUUUGUCGGUAGUCCAUUUCCUCCUUCACAAAUUUUCGUAUUAAACUGUUUUAAUGAAUAGUUUUUCAGUUAUUCUGGUGACGCACACAAACAAAGCAAGAUGAACGUCCUGGCGGAGUUAAAAAUAUUGUUGUGCAUCAAUAUAGUUCAACAAAUAUGUUGUGACGUCUUAUCUUACGUGGGUAUUUUAUUUGUCAUGUGUUUAAAGGAGAAAUUUUGUGGGCAGACAUUACUCCUGAACGGCAUAAUAAUUAUUAUGUUGAUGUCGUAAAACGCAAAUCCGGUAUCGUGUAAUUGGGGCCUUCUACAUGAAUUAAUACUUGACGGAGGUAUGCAGUGUUCGAGUGCCUUCUAAUUUAUCAAUGUUCACGGUGCCGUACUUUGUUGUAAUGUAUAGAUAUCGAAAUAUAUGAUUGUUCAUGAGAUCUCUUACAUUCUACUAGUGAC